Molecule: messenger RNA, 1062 nt
Organism: Brachypodium distachyon (stiff brome)
Lineage: Eukaryota; Viridiplantae; Streptophyta; Magnoliopsida; Poales; Poaceae
Product: BTB/POZ and MATH domain-containing protein 2
Exons: 2
Coding region: 1-1062 (353 amino acids)
Biological process (GO): protein ubiquitination
Molecular function (GO): protein binding
Source: RefSeq, a predicted model, not a curated record
AUGUCCGGAUCUGUCCAUGGCAACGACGGCAGCACGCCGCCGCCGUCGCCGCCGACCUGGCUCUCCCCCGUAUCCGUCACAGACGAGGCCGUCUCCGCGUCCACCUCGCGCGUGUUCAAGAUCGAGGGCUACUCGGAAACCAGGGGCCUCCUCGGCGCCGGCAACAGCAUUAGAUUCCCCACCUUCUUCCUCGGAGGCCAUGGCUGGCAAAUCUGGUACUACCCCGACGGCCUGCACCCCAGCCUCUCCGGCCGUUGGAUAUCCAUGGCGCUGGUGCUCGUGGGCAACGGCGACUCCAGCGAGACCGGCAAGCCGCAGCAGGGCCAGGGGGGCUUCGCCGGCGGGGCGGGGAGGGCGACGUUGGGGAAGGACGAGCCGCUUGGCGUCCCGGAGUUCGUCGAGAGGGCGAGGCUCCAGAACUCGUGUUAUCUCAAAGGGGAUUGCGUCAGCGUCAGAUGCGACAUCUCCGUCGCCACCACGAAUGUCGUCGCCCGUGGGACAGAGCUGUCAGAACUGUCAGAGCCGUGGUCGUCGUUCGUCGUGGUGCCGCCUUCCGACCUGCGGCGGGACCUCGGCCGGCUACUGUCAUCCGGCGCUGGGGCGGAUGUGGCGUUAGAGGUGCGCGGCGAGACGAUCGCCGCUCACUGGCACAUCCUCGCCGCCCGGUCCUCAGUCUUCGCGGCAGAGCUCCUCGACGGCACGACAGAGGAAGAGAAGACAAUUCCUUCUAGCAGAGUUCGGAUCGAUGCCAUGGACGCCACGGCGUUCAAGGCCAUGCUCCACUUCAUCUACACCGACUCGCUGCCGGCGACGAUGGACGAGGCCGGGGGAUCUAUAAUGCCCAUGGCGCCGGACUUGCUCGUGGCGGCGGAUAGGUACGAUCUCUGGGGGCUGAAGUCGAUGUGCGAGGAGAAGCUGUGCGAUCACAUCGCCGUGGACACGGUAGCGAGUAUGUUGGCGAUGGCUGAACGGCAUGGCUGCCACGGGCUCAAGGAGGCGUUGCUUGGGUUUUGUCCAAAUUCCUGGCGAUCUCAAGCCGGUCUUGGGAACCGAGGGGUUUGA